AUGAACGGCGAGACCUGCGUUUCAUACAGCGAUAUGACAUCCAUGGAUUCAUAUUAUAGCCCCUCUGCAGCGCAAGGUAGGGAUCACCAGACGGACCACUUUAGGACAUUCCCAGUCGCUGACACCAAAUACAGCCCCACUGCCUUCCUGCCCAACAAAGGUCAGGCUUACGGAGAAAAGUCCCGGAGCCCCUUCCAGCAGGAGUGCCAGUCAUUGGAUGCCGCCGCAGCUGGGCAAGGCACUUUCAGCAAAUACCACCUCUUCAUGCAGAGGUCCUCUUGCAAAACACCCCCCGAGGAGGGCAAACUGCACCAGGAGAGCGGACACAACGGAGCGCUCAUCCCGUGCUAUGGUGAUCUGGGAGAAAGUAAGGCAAAAUGGAGGAAAAGGGAGCGUUUUGGUCAAAUGCAGCAGGUCCGAACACAUUUCUCGACGGCUUACGAGCUGCCGCUUCUGACGCGUCCUGAGAACUACGCACAGAUUCAGAACCCCUCCUGGAUCGGUGGCAGCAGCGCAGCAUCUCCCGUGCCGGGCUGCGUCGUGCCGUGCGACACUGUGACUCCCUGUAUGACGCCUCACCCCCACUCUGCCAGCGGGGUGUCUGAUUUUCUGGGCGUGCCGAGCCCCGCAGGUCACAUGGGACAGGCUCACAUGGGCAGUCUGUUUGGAGGAUCUCCCGGCAUGCCCGCAGGCAUCAACACGUACGAUCUCAACAUGGACCCUGACCGCAAGUCCUCCAGUAUCGCCGCUUUGCGCAUGAAGGCCAAAGAGCACAGUGCAGCCAUAUCUUGGGCCACAUGA
Chelmon rostratus (copperband butterflyfish) is the source of this 801-nucleotide messenger RNA. RefSeq names its product ALX homeobox 4a (gene alx4a). Lineage: Eukaryota; Metazoa; Chordata; Actinopteri; Chaetodontiformes; Chaetodontidae. Bases 1 to 801 code for a protein of 266 amino acids. Gene Ontology annotation, biological process: regulation of transcription by RNA polymerase II. The transcript is spliced from 4 exons. Gene Ontology annotation, molecular function: RNA polymerase II transcription regulatory region sequence-specific DNA binding; DNA-binding transcription activator activity, RNA polymerase II-specific. The record is from RefSeq and is a predicted model, not a curated record.